GCCGCUGUCCGGUUCCAUUUCCGCCACUGCGGCUGCGGCGAGGUUGGUGUGCAUCCGGACUCCUCCCGCCGGCGAAGCAGCGGAGGCCUCAGGCUUGUGCGUCUGUACGGUUCGGUGCCGUCCGUCAAUGCGGUGCGGUGCUAGCCAAGGUCAUUAGGUCAAGACAACCAGAGAUGGCCUUCUCUAUCUUCCUUGGCUACCCCUGCCCUUUCGUCCUACUUUUCUCAAGGAAUCUGCUUCCAACCAUCUUCCCUUUACUUCCCUCUUGAUCUUCAAUCCUACUUGACAAACCAUACACAUUCAUCAUCGACCUCUUUAUUCCCACAUAGGCCAUCAUCACCUGAGAUUGAAUCAAGUGGGUGUGACGAGAAGAUGCUGAAGAAACUGCUAUCAAAACCCAAGAGCAAGAAGAAGAAGGAGGCUGCCUCCUCUGCCCUCCCCACUUUGGAUAGGCUCCAUGAGACUCUAGAAAUACUGGAGAAGAAAGAGUGUUUCCUUCAGAAAAAGGCUUCUGCAGAAGUUGAAAGGGCGAAGGACUAUACAAAAGCUAAGAACAAAAGUGCUGCAAUUCAGUGUCUAAAGAAAAAGAAGUUGUAUGAAACACAGAUCGAGCAGCUAUCAAACUUUCAGUUGCGAGUUCAUGAUCAGAUAAUAAUGCUUGAGAGCGCAAAGGCAACUACAGAUACUGUUGAUGCUUUGAGGUCUGGAUCAUCUGCUGUCAAAGCUAUUCACCAGUCCGUGAGUAUUGAUGACAUCGAAAAUGCCAUUGAAGAAGCAAAUGAACAAACUGAAAAUAUGAGGCAGAUACAGGAGGCACUCGCAACACCAAUCGGUGCUUCUGCUGAUUUCGAUGAGGAUGAACUAGAAGCAGAGCUGGAAGAUCUUGAGGAGGAAGAGCUCGACAAUGAGCUGCCUGAGCCACCACAGCGGACAAGCAUGGAACCAUCAGCGAGAGCUAUUACUUCUCAAAAACCAACCAAUGAUUUGGCUGAACUGACCAAACUUCAAGCAGAGAUGGCACUUUAACCUCAGUUUGGACUCGGAGUUGUCUGUAUUUUACUGACAUCCUGCUGUGUAGUGUACUCGAUUUUAACGUGUUGUAAAUUCAGUUUGUUGUAGAAAAAGCCCUUCCUUUUAUUACUGCGUUUCUUCUUUGCUGUU
Molecule: messenger RNA, 1161 nt
Organism: Oryza brachyantha (malo sina)
Lineage: Eukaryota; Viridiplantae; Streptophyta; Magnoliopsida; Poales; Poaceae
Product: vacuolar protein sorting-associated protein 32 homolog 2-like
Exons: 7
Coding region: 373-1026 (217 amino acids)
Biological process (GO): vesicle budding from membrane; late endosome to vacuole transport via multivesicular body sorting pathway
Cellular component (GO): ESCRT III complex; cytoplasmic side of plasma membrane; multivesicular body
Source: RefSeq, a predicted model, not a curated record